CACCAAUGAGGUAGCUGCUUUUUGUCAACAGAAUGGCAAGAUGUCGUCCUCGAGCAGUAGGGAAGACGAAGAAAAUACAUCGGAAUAUAUUAAUAAAUCAAAAAACAAACAUUGUUUUAUGCAUAUUACUUCAGUCAAGCACGAGGAGGUACAUUAUUUCACCACUACACGAUGGAUUACAUACAGGACAAGCCGACACACGUGGCUCGGGUUGGACGGUGAGUCUCGGGACGUGGCUGAGAACUUCAAACACUGUGUUGAUGUGGAGUUUGACAAUAUUCCCGAGGAUGCUGGCUUCCAUCACACGUGCUACCGUAGAUUUACGGACAAAAAAUCCAUGGCAAAGGUGGAAAGACGUCUCGCACGUGAGAGACAAGAAGCGACGGAAGACCACGAGGCCAUUCCAUCGACUUCUAGCGGCACGAGUCCAACAAAGAAAUUGCGAUCCAGGUCAGGAAUGCCAAUCGCAGGCUCUGGCCCCGUUCUUCCUGCCCUGGGCAUAAUUUGCCAAAAAAAGGAGAAGUUCGUCAACCGAGCAGGCAAACGACAAAGGGAUCCUCUGUCAAAGGCUGAAACAUUAACAGCAGGCCAAUUGCAGAAAGCUGCCGAGUUGAAGGAGGACCAAAGUAUUCUUUUGCAUAUAAAAGACAAAGACUGUGUGGCUCUGGAGGUGCAGUAUCACAGAGGCUGUUAUAAUCAGUGCACCAGGUUUUUGACGAGGCCUGAAAAACCAGAGAAAGUCCGGAAUGAGCCCACGUUUGAUGUCAGCUAUAAGAUAUUCUGUGAGAGGAUCAUUCGCCAAAGGCUGCUUGUCAACCAAGAGGUGCUGAGAAUGGGCCAGCUGAGGAAGGCCUUCAUUGAACUGGUGAAAGCAAAUGAAGGUCUUGAUGCUUCAAACUACAGACAGGAUAUGUUGAGGAAGAGGCUGGCUCAUGAUUUCCCCCAGCUGGUGUUUCACAUCCCCACCAAGCACAACUUCUGCGAGCUGGUUUUUGCAGAGACCCUGUCAACCGGUACACUCGUGGACAUGCUACCUUACCCAUCAGGUGCAGAAACCACUGAGCACUGAGGUCUGCAAAGGUACAACAUGUCAUGCAUAAGUUGGAUCAUAUCAAGAUGAGUCCCGUCACAGACGAUGAUCAGAUGAUUUAUUUGCUGUAAACGGCCUCGUCUCCUCGCCGCAUGUCAACAGGGCGUUAUCAAAGCGUUCAACCAAAGAUACUCAACCGCGGACAUAUACACGGACGAUCAGCUGAUACGGCAUAUUUUGGGCAUUUUAUAAUAAAACUAUAAUAAUAAAAACAGUGCAGGGGAAAGAGGGGCGAACAGAAAUGUACGAGAAAAGAACUCCAAAGAUCAAAUAGUUUAUAAUCUCUGUUUUUCUUAUAAAAAUGUUUUUUUUCUCGAAAUAUCAUCUUCCUCGUGGAUUAUUGUUGUAAUAAUGGCCCUAAUUCAGAAACACACACCAGCUGGAUGUCCUAAAAAUGACUUCUACGUUAAUGUUAUGCCGUUUCAGAGGUUCAAUUUUCAAUUCAGUUUAUUUUGUAUAGCCCAACAUCACAAAUUACAAAUUCACCCUCAGAGGGGGCUUUACAAUCUGUACACGUAGACACCCCUGACCUUUGACCUCACAUCGGAUCAGGAACAACUCCCCAAAAAAAUAGAAAAAACCCUUUCACGGGGGAAAAAGGGAAGAAACCUUGAGGAGAGCAACAGAGGAGGAUCCCUCUCCAGGACGGAGAGAACAAUAGAUGUCUGUGUUUCUAUGUAUUCGUGUUUGUGUAUGUGUUUCUGAUUCACUGAGUGUCAUUUU
Messenger RNA from Pseudoliparis swirei, 1813 nucleotides. RefSeq lists its product as uncharacterized. The record is from RefSeq and is a predicted model, not a curated record. Bases 41 to 1069 code for a protein of 342 amino acids. NCBI's taxonomy places the organism in Eukaryota, Metazoa, Chordata, Actinopteri, Perciformes, Liparidae. The transcript has 4 exons.